UAUUAUACAAAACUUUAGAGAAAAAGCACUUUAGAAGUCCUAACCCAUUCAGAGGCAUGUUAUAUUUUACUGCCUUGUAGUUUGUCCUAAAUCAUUUUGUCCACAACAUGUGUCAGUCACAUAACCAUGCAUAUCUUAUCUUUUACAGUACCUAUCAUUUGCUAUGUUGAGAUCUAUUGGGGUGCCCUUGAGUGAAAAAGGAAGAAGAAUUAGGCAUUUACAAUCAGAACAACCUCAAAUUAAGUGGAAUAAAGACCGUGUUAGCACUAUCUUACUUGUAGCGAUAUUGGUUGCCACUGUAACCUUUGCUGCUGGUUUUACACUACCAGGGGGUAUCAAUAGCUUUGAUGACACAAACAUAAAGAGAAGAGGCAUGGCCACUCUGGCUAAUAGAAAAAUGUUCCAAGUAUUCACAAUCUGUGAUGCGAUAGCUAUGUAUAGCUCUACAAUGGGGUCUUUCAUUCUAUUAUGGGCUCAAAUUGGCGACUUUCAUGUGGCAUUUAGUGCCACAUACUUUGCAUUAAAUUUGGUGGCUUUGGUUAUAGUGACAAUGUCUAUUGCGUUCAUGGCAGCCCUAAAUCUAGUAAUGAGUAAUUUGACUUGGCUUGCUUAUAUUGUGAUUAUUAUAGGAAUCAUCUUCCUUUUGAUGUUUCUGGGUGUAUACGUUAUUUUGAUAUACCCUCUAGGAGCCCAUCCUUGUUUGUUCCCUCGCAUUACUUACUUCAUUUUCAAGAUGAUCAUUCCAUUUUCUAGAAGUUAUGGGAUCAAGGUGAAGAAGGUGAAAGCUUUGAGAGUAAUAAAAGAAGAUAAAGAUAGUGGGAAUACUAGCAAAUGAGGUU
This is a messenger RNA of Prosopis cineraria, 839 nucleotides long. RefSeq names its product protein ACCELERATED CELL DEATH 6-like. The transcript has a single exon. Gene Ontology annotation, cellular component: plasma membrane. Gene Ontology annotation, molecular function: protein phosphatase 1 binding; protein phosphatase regulator activity. NCBI's taxonomy places the organism in Eukaryota, Viridiplantae, Streptophyta, Magnoliopsida, Fabales, Fabaceae. The record is from RefSeq and is a predicted model, not a curated record. The coding region runs from base 164 to 835 and encodes 223 amino acids.